This is a messenger RNA of Meloidogyne enterolobii, 889 nucleotides long. The record is from the annotation of a GenBank genome assembly. Lineage: Eukaryota; Metazoa; Nematoda; Chromadorea; Rhabditida; Meloidogynidae.
UUUUCCUCUUAACAAUAAAUCCGGAAAUAUUUUCCCUUUUCCCCUUUUUUUUAACUUUUUUUUAAUUUACCUAAACAAUUUAAUAUUUUUAUUUUACUUUUUUACUCAUUAUUUUUGUCCAUAUUUUUUGUUUUACCUUCAUUUAUAUUCCCUCGAGGAUUUAAAUGUCCAAAUAUAAAAAUAAUAAUAUUCAUAACUUGGAAAGUUAUUGAACUUUUAAAAAAAAAACAUUUUUUGAGAAUAUUUAUAUAUUAAAUAAAAAUAUAAUUGAACAUUUUAAGCAUUUAUUUAACAUUUCCCAUGAAAAUACACUUUGAUUAUUUUUAAAAAUUAAUUUUAAAAAGUAUGUUUUUAGUGCAAAAUUUAAAUGAUUAAUUUAUCAAUUUUUUCCCCUUUCUCCCCUUUAUUUUUCCAAUUAUUUUUUAAUUAUUUCUCCUUUUCUUCUUCGAAACAAUUAAAAAUCAAAAAUUUAAAAUUUCCAACAAUUUUUUUAUUUUUAAUUUUAAAUUUUUCUUUUUAUUGUUAUGCUGAUGAUUUAACUAGUAACAAUACUUUAACAAAUCAAACAGAUGCCGGUAAUGGGACAACAAUACCUAGCAUUCAAACAACAACAAUUAAUUGGUGGGGCUCAAUGGCAGUAACACAGCCAGAUUCGUAUAUAGCCGAUGAUUCUACUGUAAUAAAUACAACAACAGAUAGCAGUGGAUUGAAUGGGUCAGCAAGUCAAGAUUCUUCUUCUUCUAAUAUUUCCAAUACUUCUUCUACAGAUACUUCAACUAACUCAAAUUCAACAACAAAAAAUAAAGCAAUUUCCUCUAAAUACCAAAAAUAUAUUUUUGUAAAUUUAAUUAGUAUUUUAUUUUUUGGAAUAUUUUUAUAUUUAAAUUGA